Molecule: messenger RNA, 1018 nt
Organism: Rhizopus microsporus ATCC 52813
Lineage: Eukaryota; Fungi; Mucoromycota; Mucoromycetes; Mucorales; Rhizopodaceae
Exons: 7
Coding region: 32-949 (305 amino acids)
Source: RefSeq, a predicted model, not a curated record
CUUGUUUUCUUCCCUUUUCCACACAAAAAAGAUGACUUUUGAAACAAGUACUUUUCCCAUUGGUUAUUUUUAUAUCAUUUCAAAGCUCAAUGGUAUGGCUUUGGAUAUCGACACGAGCAAACCGGUUGGAAGCGGUUCAAAAGUAGUUACUGCACCCAAAAAGGAACAAAAGCCUGAAAGAGAUACCCAGUUAUGGAUCCAUCAGGAUGGUUUCCUCACGAACAAGUUUACUGGUCUCGUGUUGGAUAUUGGAAAGGCAAAAACAUUCAAAGCCAUCUUUACGGGCGAAGAAGCUCUCUUUGUGGAUGAAAUGAAGACAGAGGAAAAUGCCAACGAUCAACGAUUUGGAUUCUCCAAUGGUUAUCUUUAUCCUCUAUCGGAACCUAAUAACGUUGUUGAUAUUCGCAAGAGCAACGCAGAAGCAGGUGCUGAUAUUAUUAUUCACGUAAAGAAAGAGGAAGACGCUUUUAACCAACUCUGGGAAUUGGAAUUGGCCGAUCCUCCCAAGGUCUUGGACUCUUCUGAUGACGAAGAAGAUGACAGUAAGCGCGCUCGUCUUAGAGCAUGGUUUGGCAACUGGCUAGGAUGGAAGGAUCACGAUAAAACCAGACUCUUGAAGGAAGAUGAACUUCAAAAGGCACAUGACAAGGUUUACAAGAAGAAGAAAUCUAAAUUACCCUAUGAAAUCAUUGCUGGUGCUGUUGCUGUAGAGGCUGUUAAGCAUUACAUUGCCAAGCAAGAAGAGAAUGGUGAGGAUGUUCGCUUUAAGGGAGCUAAGGAAGCCAUUGCUGGUUUUGCUGCUGCUGAGAUGGUUAAAAUAUUCAUGGAAAGAGGCACAGAUGAUGAUGAUGAAGACGAUGAUGAAGAAAGAAAGCAAAAGAAGCAAACCUUACUUCAGAAUAUGGCUAUUUCUGCUGCCUCCAACUACUAUGACACCAAAUACAAAUAAAAUAAAAAAAGUUUUUGCGGAGCCUCAACUUGGUGUCCCCUUGCCUGUCUUGUUUUUUUUUUUUUUUUU